UGAGUAACAACAAUGGCAGCAGCAACUUCCAUCGUUGACUUUGAAAACGGUUUCAUCUUUAUCAUCCUUUGCCUCUUUUCAUAUCUCUGUUACUAUUUCUUCUUCUUCAAGAAACCAAAUGACUCACAAGAAGGCUGUGCUCAUCUGCCUCCCAGCCCUCCAUCGCUUCCAAUCAUCGGUCAUCUUCACCUUCUCAUCUCUCUUCUACUCCACAAAUCUUUACAGAAACUGUCCACCAAGUACGGACCAAUCAUCUAUCUUCGUGUCUUAAAUGUCCCCAUAGUCCUCGUCUCCUCUGCCUCGGUAGUCCAUGAGAUCUUUAGGGCGCAAGACAUGAACGUUUCCACUCGCAGCCUACCUACGAACGAAGGGUCUCUUUUCUUUGGAUCUUACGGGUUCGUCACUGCUCCUUAUGGAGAUUACUGGAAAUCCAUAAAGAAGCUCAUCACCACCAAGCUCCUUGGACCUCAGGCUCUAGAGAGGUCACGAGGGGUCCGUGCAGAUGAGGUAAAUCGGUUUUACUUGAAUCUUGCAGACAAGGCAAGGAAGAAAGAGAGCGUUGAGAUUGGUGAGGAAGCUAGGAAGCUAAUAACCAGCAACAUGUGCAAGAUGCUUGUGGGAAUUAAGAGUGAUGAUCAAGUAGAGAAAGUGAGGUGCUUAGUGGCUGAAACAGAUGUCAUGUCAAAGAAGUUUGUCUUCGCGGCCAUCUUGCGCAAGCCGCUUGCCAGGCUCGGUAUCUCACUUUUCAAAAAGGAUUUAGCGAGUAUUUCCCGCAGGUACGACGAGGUGUUGGAGAAGAUUCUUGUGGAAUACGAAGAGGAGCAUAAUCAAAGUAGUGAGGUUUUGGACCUACUAUUGGAAGCUUGUCAAGAGUCUAAUAUUACUAGGAACCAUAUCAAGGCCUUGUUUGUGGAUCUUUUCAUUGCAGGUACUGACACCUCAACGAACACUAUACAGUGGACCAUGGCAGAGAUUUUCAACAACCCGAAGAUACUUGAGAGACUGAGAGAAGAAAUUGAUUCGGUUAUAGAGAAUAAUAAUACUACAAGGUUGAUUCAGGAAACAGAUCUGCCAAACCUUCCGUAUUUGCAAGCUGUCGUCAAGGAAGGACUGAGAUUGCACCCACCGGCACCUCUUGUGUUAAGGAGCUUCCAAGAAGGAUGUAAGGUCAGGGGCUUUGAUGUGUUGGAGAAGACAACACUUAUCGUUAACUGCUAUGCUGUGAUGAGAGAUCCUGAUAUCUGGGAAUACCCUGAGGAGUUCAAGCCUGAGAGGUUUUUGCCUUCUUCCUCAGGAUCAUUUCAAGAGGGUCUAAAAUACGUUCCUUUCGGCGGAAGGAGAGGCUGUCCUGGAUCAAAUCUAGCUUAUCUUUCUGUAGGAACCGCAGUUGGAGUCAUGGUGCAGUGUUUUGAUUGGAAAAUCCAAGUAGAUAAGGUUAACAUGGAAGAGGCUCGUGGAACAAUGACGUUGAGUAUGGCUCAUCCCCUUAAGUGCACUCCUCUUCUUCGAAAUGUAAACCCUUUGCCUUCCAUUCCCUAGAUUUCCAGUCUGAGUGGGUUCCAGAUGACGGUGACUAUGGCUCCUCAUCCCCUUGAGUGCAUUAUUUAACUAAACAUAUCUCUGUUUAUGUUAUUUAAAUUAUGUUAUGUAAUUUUUCUAAAAAUAAGAAAAUAAAUUAUCAAAUAUCUUUUAUAA
Molecule: messenger RNA, 1695 nt
Organism: Raphanus sativus (radish)
Lineage: Eukaryota; Viridiplantae; Streptophyta; Magnoliopsida; Brassicales; Brassicaceae
Product: cytochrome P450 705A22-like
Cellular component (GO): membrane
Molecular function (GO): heme binding; iron ion binding; oxidoreductase activity, acting on paired donors, with incorporation or reduction of molecular oxygen, NAD(P)H as one donor, and incorporation of one atom of oxygen
Source: RefSeq, a predicted model, not a curated record